Messenger RNA from Zalophus californianus (California sea lion), 447 nucleotides. Its product is annotated as 10 kDa heat shock protein, mitochondrial-like. The record is from RefSeq and is a predicted model, not a curated record. The coding region runs from base 1 to 447 and encodes 148 amino acids. Gene Ontology annotation, molecular function: protein folding chaperone; protein-folding chaperone binding; metal ion binding. Lineage: Eukaryota; Metazoa; Chordata; Mammalia; Carnivora; Otariidae. The transcript has 2 exons. Gene Ontology annotation, cellular component: mitochondrial matrix.
AUGGCAAGUCAGGCUUACUCAUUCUGGGCUCGCACUUCACGUCCAAGACCCAGUGUCGUCCAUGCAUCAGAAGAUACUUGUUUUCCUGCCCCGCAGUGGCAACUCCAGAGCAGAGUACGAACUACGGCGGCCGGAGUUUUGGCAGGGCAGGCCUUUAGAAAGUUUCUUCCCCUCUUUGACCGAGUCUUAGUUAAAAGGAGUGCGGCUGAAACUGUAACCAAAGGAGGUAUUAUGCUUCCAGAAAAAUCUCAAGGAAAAGUGUUGCAAGCAACAAUAGUAGCUGUUGGAUCGGGCUCUAAAGGAAAGGGUGGAGAGAUUCAACCAGUUAGCGGGAAAGUUGGAGAUAAAAUUCUCCUCCCAGAAUAUGGAGGCACCAAGGUAGUUCUAGAUGAUAAAGAUUAUUUCUUAUUUAGAGAUGGUGACAUUCUUGGAAAGUAUGUGGACUGA